AUGGGUUGUUGCAUGAGUGCAGAGGAUCAAGAAGGGAAGAGGAAAAACGAUGAGAUCGAUAAUCAGCUUAAGAGAGACAAGAUGUUAAUGCGAAAUGAAAUUAAAAUGCUCCUAUUAGGUGCUGGAGAGUCAGGAAAAUCGACUAUUCUUAAACAAAUGAAACUUAUUCAUGAUGGUGGUUAUUCUCCUGAAGAAAGAGAGUCAUUUAAAGAAAUAAUCUUUUCCAAUACUGUCCAAUCUAUGCGAGUCAUAUUGGAAGCUAUGGAAUUGAUGAACAUUCAAUUUCGCAGUGAGGAUGCCAAGAAACAAUCAAUGAUAAUUCUUAAUAUGCCAAAUCAAAUAGAAGGUGAUCAUUUACCUUCUAAUGUUUCGAAUGCUAUCAAAAUUCUAUGGGCCGAUGGUGGUGUACAGGAAUGUUUCAGUCGAUCCAGGGAAUAUCAGUUAAAUGAUUCUGCUAAAUAUUACUUUGAUUCAAUUGAUCGAAUUUCUCAGACUGACUAUUUCCCAACUAAUCAAGAUGUGCUACGAUCGCGUGUAAAGACCACUGGUAUUACUGAAACUACAUUUUUCAUUGGCGAAUUAACUUACCGAAUGUUUGAUGUUGGUGGGCAGCGUUCGGAACGUAAGAAAUGGAUUCAUUGUUUUGAGAACGUAACUGCUAUAGUGUUCUUGGUUGCCAUCUCUGAAUAUGAUCAAUUGUUACUUGAAGAUGAGACUGUGAAUCGUAUGCAAGAAGCUUUAACACUUUUUGAUUCAAUCUGUAAUUCACGAUGUGAUGCUAAACAAAUUUAUACACAUUUCACUUGUGCCACUGAUACUCAACAAAUAAAGUUUGUCAUGGCUGCUGUUAACGACAUUAUUAUUCAAACUAAUUUAAGAGAAGUUGGAUUAUUAUAA
Molecule: messenger RNA, 897 nt
Organism: Racocetra persica
Lineage: Eukaryota; Fungi; Glomeromycota; Glomeromycetes; Diversisporales; Gigasporaceae
Source: the annotation of a GenBank genome assembly